AUGAAUUAUCAAACAGGAAACGCCACGGACAUCGGCAAUACCUAUGUGCAUUGGAUGCUCGAUAGAAGAUCAAAGACAAGCUCAAUCAGGGGCUUUGAGGCUGAACGACCGACCUUGAGCUGGACAACUUCUAUGCUUCCUCCCGCAGCACGAAGAGGAAAAGCAGUCGAUACAAUACCCGCCAAGCAUCUUCACUCCUCAUUCAACAAACACCGUGCCCCUGUAAAUGUCGUGACAUGGACACCAGACGGACGCCGACUAGUGACAGGAAACACGAGUGGUGAAUUGACGCUUUGGAAUGGAACUGGCUUCAAUUUUGAGACUAUCUUUCAAGCACAUGCAGAUCCGAUCCGAGCCGCCGUCUACUCUCAUAGCGACGAGUGGCUCAUUUCGGCUGAUCAGCUUGGAGGUGUCAAGUAUUACCAAAGCAACUUCAACCCAGUCACGGAAUUUGAUGCACAUGGCGAUGCUGUCAGAGAUCUCGCCUUUUCGCCGAACGACUCCAAGUUUGUAACAGCUUCAGAUGACGCUAGCUUGAAGAUUUGGGAUUUCGCGAGCAGUCAGGAGGAAUCAACGCUUCAAGGUCAUCAGUGGGAUGCAAAAUGCGUAGAUUGGCAUCCAAGCAAAGGAUUGCUGGUUUCCGGCUCUAAAGACCACCAGAUCAAGCUAUGGGAUCCACGAUCUGGCAGAUGUUUAACUACGCUGCACGGCCACAAGAACACGGUCAACAUGACGAAGUUUGAACCUAGCAGAGGCACUCUUCUCGCCUCGUGUGCUCGAGACCAGACAGUACGAAUCUUUGACCUUCACAUGAUGCGAGACGUCUUUCUGCUUAAGGGGCACGAAAGAGAAGUCAACUCCCUAGUCUGGCAUCCGUUCCACUCCAAUCUUUUGACGACCGGAGCUGCAGAUGGUGCGAUGUGUCAUUUUCUUCUAGAUGAGCAACAUCCUCCACCUGGCACACCUCUCUCAGUCUCCCCAUACGAUACUCCCAACCCAGCAGAUACCCCAGCGCAGACCAUUUAUCCCGCACACAAAGUGGCGUUCGCCCACGAAUUCAAUAUCUGGAGCAUGGCCUGGCAUCCAAUGGGUCACAUCCUUGCAUCAGGCUCCAACGAUCGCGCCACUCGCUUCUGGACCCGUCCUCGACCAGGCGAAGGCAGCUUCCAAUACGAUAAGUGGCAUAUUGGACAAGCUGCCGCAGAAGAGAAAGGCACAUGGAGCAAGAAGUCCGAACGCCAGGCACGAGAAGAGGAAGAAGACGAGCAAGACGACGCAGAUGGAAUCGAAGACCAAAGAAUGCCAAACAAAGGCUCCUUCCUACCUGGACUACCUGGACUACCAGGUCUUGCACCUCCGAUGCCACCAGGUUUCACUCCACCAGGAUUUCCGCCCCCGCCACAAGGUUAUCCGCCAGGCUUCCCACCGCCUCCAGGCUUGCCAGGGUUCAACGCUACACAACCUGCUGCUAGCAAUGGCGGGGGAGGAGGCAGUGUCAGGAAACGAGCGCCUCUUCCGUCUCAGGCAGAUAGUUUGAGGGAAGAGAUGAAGCAAGGACGGUAUCUGAAGCCUCGUUAG
Molecule: messenger RNA, 1578 nt
Organism: Pseudocercospora fijiensis CIRAD86
Lineage: Eukaryota; Fungi; Ascomycota; Dothideomycetes; Mycosphaerellales; Mycosphaerellaceae
Exons: 2
Coding region: 1-1578 (525 amino acids)
Cellular component (GO): mRNA cleavage and polyadenylation specificity factor complex
Molecular function (GO): protein binding
Source: RefSeq, a predicted model, not a curated record